Molecule: messenger RNA, 6207 nt
Organism: Echinops telfairi (small Madagascar hedgehog)
Lineage: Eukaryota; Metazoa; Chordata; Mammalia; Afrosoricida; Tenrecidae
Gene: SLC26A7
Product: solute carrier family 26 member 7
Exons: 16
Coding region: 1-1740 (579 amino acids)
Biological process (GO): transmembrane transport
Cellular component (GO): membrane
Molecular function (GO): sulfate transmembrane transporter activity; chloride transmembrane transporter activity; bicarbonate transmembrane transporter activity
Source: RefSeq, a predicted model, not a curated record
AUGACAGGGGCAAAGAGGAAAAAGAAAAGUGUGCGCUGGAGCAAGAUGCAUGCCCCCCAUUGUGAAGACAUUAAAAAGUGGUGUCGAAGGCGGCUGCCUGUUCUGGAAUGGGCACCGCAUUAUAAUCUGAAAGAAAACUUGCUUCCAGACGCGGUGUCUGGGAUCAUGUUGGGAGUUCAACAGGUGACUCAAGGGCUGGCCUUUGCCAUCCUCUCCUCGGUGCACCCGGCGUUCGGUUUAUAUGGCUCUCUGUUUCCAGCCAUCAUUUAUGCCGUGUUUGGAAUGGGGCGUCACGUUGCCACAGGUACCUUUGCUUUAACAUCCUUAAUAUCGGCCAAUGCAGUGGAACGGCUUGUCCCUCAGAGCAGCCAGAACCUCACCACACAGAGUAACAUCAGUGUGCUGGGCUUAUCUGAAUUUGAGAUGCAAAGGGUCGGUGUGGCAGCAGCAGUUUCCUUCUUGGGAGGAGUGAUCCAGCUGGUCAUGUUUGUGCUACAACUGGGCAGUGCCACCUUCCUGCUGACGGAGCCUGUCAUCAGCGCAAUGACAACCGGGGCUGCCACCCACGUCGUGACUUCGCAAGUCAAGUAUCUCUUGGGAAUGAAAAUGCCGUAUAUAUCUGGACCACUUGGAUUCUUUUACAUUUAUGCCUACAUCUUCGAGCACAUCAAGUCCGUCCGGCUGGAAGCCCUGCUCUUAUCCUUGUUGAGCAUUGUGGUGCUUGUUCUUGUUAAGGAGCUGAAUGAACAAUUUAAAAGGAAAAUUAAAGUUGUUCUUCCUGUCGAUUUAGUUUUGGAAUUGUUGGCACAUGGCCUCAGUAAUGUGAUCCCUUCGUUUUUCUUCUGCAUACCAAGUGCUGCAGCCAUGGGACGUACUGCAGGGCUCUACAGCACCGGAGCAAAGACACAGGUGGCUUGUCUGAUAUCUUGCAUUUUCGUCCUUAUAGUCAUCUAUGCAAUAGGACCUUUGCUUUACUGGCUGCCCAUGUGUGUUCUUGCCAGCAUUAUCGUCGUGGGACUGAAAGGAAUGCUAAUACAGUUCCGGGAUUUAAAAAAAUAUUGGAACGUGGAUAAAAUUGAUUGGGGCAUAUGGGUCAGUACGUACAUAUUUACAAUAUGUUUUGCUGCCAAUGUGGGACUGCUGUUUGGUGUUGUCUGUACCAUAGCUAUAGUGAUCGCACGCUUCCCAAGAGCAAAGACUGUGAGUAUAAAAAACAUGAAAGAAAUGGAAUUUAAAGUGAAGACAGAAAUGGAUGGUGAAAUCUUACAACAGGUGAAAAUUAUCUCCGUAAACAGUCCACUUGUUUUUCUGAAUGCAAAGAAGUUUCACACUGAUCUAAUGAACAUAAUUGAAAAGGGAAAUGCCGGUAAUCAGCCAUUUGAUGAUCUCAGCAAGUGUGAACAGAAUAUGCUGCUAAAUUCUCUAUCCAAUGGUACCUGCAAUGAAGAGGCUUCACAGCCCUGCCCACAUGAGAAGUGUUCUUUAAUCCUGGACUGCAGUGGAUUGUCCUUUUAUGACUAUUCCGGAGUCUCCAUGCUGGUUGAGGUUUACAUGGAAUGUAAGAACAGGAGUGUGGAUAUAUCCUUAGUGCAUUGCACAGCUUCCUUGAUAAAAGCAAUGCAGUACUGUGGAAACCUAGACUUAGAGAAACCAAUCUUUUUUGAAUCAGUAGCUUCUGCAGUCAGUACUAUUCAUUCAAAUAAGAAUGUGGGCAAACUCAGCGAGCACAGUGAGGUGUGAGGACCUUGGGCUGCAGGACAGAGAUGGUCUAGCAACGCUGGGAAGACACCGCGCUUCAGCACUCUGCACGGUGUUGUUGUUGGGAUGAGAUUCUACAGACGACCUCCAUUAUGAUAAGCAUAAUGUGACUCGCUACCUGUAGAGCCACUUGUUAAGAUUUGCCAACGAUUUUAAAAUGUCUUUGUUAGUAAGAAGAUGCACUUAGUAGGCUAUUGUAUAGUUUUACAUAUAUAUGUAUAUACAUAUAUAUGUAUAAUCAGUAAGCAUUUAGUUUUAGUGUACUGAACGGUAAACAUGUCUCCCUUUUACCAUAGUAUUUUGUGUUAUUUUAUUUCUAUUUUGUUAUUAAUUGGUGGGAAACACCUAGCCACAUAAUAAAUGAUUUGACCCAUUUCUCAGGCAUUAAAAACAAAACAAAAAACCCCAGGAUGGUUUAUCUUUAACUCAUACAUAAAAACAAGUUAGCAAACAAGCCAUUUUAUUACACCCUCCUUCCGCUCAAAAAAAUCCAUUAAACAUCAGUUAAGUCCUAAUUUAUACAGCAUGCUAUCAAAUUCAUAGGAAGUAAUAAAUUCAUUAGAACAAAUAUCAAACGAGAAGCACUUGUUGGCCACACAAACGAUUGUCCUUUCCUUGUCCUUUUAUCUGGAGGACAACGGUACCGUGAUGGACUCCAGUUUUCAGUAUCGUCUGCUUUGUGGUGAAUCUUGGAAACGCUUUUACUCUCUUCACACCAACAGCUCGAAUCGCCAUAUUCCCACCCCAUGAAGAGGCUCCGUGUUCUGAUUAAGGUUAGUUGCAGCCACAGGUGUGGGAGUCACAGAAUUUACAGAUUUUUUUUCUCUUGAGCAAGUAUUUUUUUUGUUUGAAUUUACAGAUUUUUACCAAUAUGAUUUUUUGGAUGUUAAAAUACCACCAGAAGUGCUAUUUCAGUGUAAAAUUAAAUGUAGCCGUUCCAGCCCUCUCUGUUUCCCAGUGGUAGAUAAUAUAAUCCAAUUAUCUAUCUAUAUUCAUAAAAUAGAUACAUUCCCACUGUACGUCUUCUGCUCUCCCUUUUUUGGGGUGAGGGCUAGAGGAGGACUUGGGCAUGUGUUCAUCUGCAAGCUCACCAAAUGCAGUAAAAUCGGCAAAUAAACACCACAGGCCCGCUUGAACCAAGAGAUUUUUGUUUGUAUGCUUGCACUUACAUUCUCAAUCAUGCACAAGUUCAUUGUUUCUCAUUUUAACAUACAAAUUGUUUUACCUAAGAAGAAAAGUCACUUUCAAAAAUAAGUGUAGACACGUCUUUACGAAGGAACUUGUAAGCAAGUGUGAGAAGUAUUUUGGAAGGACUGGCCAUUUCAGCAUUGCCCUAGGACUCUUGGUCAGAGUCAGUGCUCCUGUGUCUCCAGUGCUGUAAGGAGUGGUCCCGAGCAAAGCCGUGGGAAGCAUUCAUGUGGUCCUUAAGCUCAACAUCGAGUACCAGGAAGACAAAUGUCAUCAAAUAAAAGGGGAAGAGUAAAAGAAUGCUUUCAGUUCUCAUAACUUUGUCCGAACAAUCGCCCGGUGUCUGAAACCAGUUCACUCACUCAGUGACUAAUUUAGAGGAGAGGGCGCACCAUCAAAUGCCAUGCCUAGCAUGUACCGUUGUAGGGAAAAGUGAAAGGAACCAUGGGAGGUCAAGUUGCCUGAGAGAAAGGAAUUUUGCUCUGCAUGGUUCACUUGAAUUAGUCCAGUGGUGGGUGGUGGUAAAAUUUACCAUCCCAAUCAUCCAUUGGUUACUGACAGGUAAACAUGAGUCAAGAAGAGUCAAGAAAAGAAACGAUGUUUGCUCCUAUCAAUUAGGAGCCAGGGUGGUGCUGUGGUGAAGUGCUAACUGAAGGGUCAGAGAUUCAAACCAACCAGUCACUGCGGUAGUCUUCUUCUAGAAAGGAGUUCCAGCCCGAGGGGGGAGGUGGCAGGGGGGUGCAGUUCUAGUCUGCCCUAGACAGUUGCAUGAGCCAGAAUGGGCUCAUGGUAAGGAGGAGGAUGGACAAGUGGCAUUUGGCUACGCAACUGCAGCCCAGAAUGGAAUUCAUGCCCUACAGACAUUUUCUAAUUUAGAGAUUAUGGACCGUGAUAACUCUAAAAUCAUGUGCUUAAUUGAUAGAUGAUUUGUUCUCUUUUAUGAUGGAAGGUGACACAGUAUUAACUGAGCAGUUGCGUGUGAAUGCGUUUCAUGAUUUAUAGUGCAAGCCUAAUAGAUAAAACUUUCAAGCCAGUUCCUUGGAUGUCAAAUGUUGUGUUACAUUCUAAUAGAUGGAAAAACAAACAAACAAACAAACAAACAAAACCAUGUACCUUAUGUAGCCACUUCCCCUCCAUCGCCUCCUGGAUCCCAAGGCCUCAGUGAAUGGAUGGCCCGGAGGAGCUCCCUGGAGUUGAGUUCUGAAAAUCCAAGAGUUGUGUAUCAUACGUAGAUCCGUAAGAUUCCCAAAUAGACGUGUUUGUUUGUUUUUCUGAAGCAGGCUUUAACAGCAUAUGAGCUAUAACAUGACUGCGAUGCCAGAAUGCUUCCAGUGUCACAGUUAUUUUUAUCAGAUUACCUUAUUUUUAUACAUGAUAAAGGACUUCCAUAUUACUUAUCAUGGUAAAAACAAUGGGGGAAAAAACUAAAAAGGACUUAUAAGAGAGCUGAAAUCCCCAUGAAACAGUAUAUAUAAACUAAGCCUAAAAUACAUAACCAGGAAAAGAUGAUUAACCUUACAUCUAUGCAAAUGAAAUGUCUUUAAAUUUCCCCAGUUCACUUUCAUUGUAAAGGUUAUUUGCCCCUGAUUGUGUGAUUCAAGUAUUAUAAGAUCUACUUUAAUGAGUCUCCAGUAAUUUAUUAGACACAUCUCUAUAGCUACACAAUGUAAUCAUGAAGAAAGAGAUCUUUCUUCUUUAAUGAAAACAUGAAUGUAUUAAUAUCCUGUAUGGAUAGUGUUUGACAUUUAGGUGGUUACCCAAAAUAUAUCAGUAUGCUGUUGAACUUAGAAACGCACACUCAUAUUCUAUGAGAUGAGGAUCUAAUGGAACAUAAAAGGGAAAGUCAAAAAGUAUUGCUCCUAGGAGCUCUAGCUCAUGUAUGUAAGAGUUUGUUUUUUUUAAAGACACUUUUAACUUGUCUUUGCCAUCAAUUGAUGACUGUUAACAAGUUCCCACAGUACUGCACUUGUCUUGGCCUUGUUAAGGUGCUUUCAAAAGAAAGAGAGAAGACAAGGAGAGAAGGGAAGGAUGAAGGAUGAACAAGGAAAUGAAAGGCUACUAGAGGUGCCGUGGGAAAAAAGACUAUGAGAUCAGGGCUAAGACCAAGUUUUAAUAGAAGUAGACAUCACCUCACAUCGUUCAAGGUAACAUGAAGGCUGUCCCACAUAAAAUAGGUUUCAGAUGGAUCAAGUGUUUUAUGGAAGGGUUGGAAGACUGCAAGGAUGAGCCGAGAGAGGGAAAACUGUCAACCAUGCUGAAUGAGGAGAUUGGCUGAAGGGUAGAAAUGGCGGAAAGGAAGCCAUAAGAAUUCCCAUAGAAGGAAACCAGAAGGUUUCCAUCCAAAGAAAACCACCAAGCUGAGAUUUCAUGUCGUUUGACACUUUCGAGUUAAGCGGAAACCUUGGCCUCAGCAUGCUUUUGGCUUAACGGGUGCCAGAAUCAUUGAGUGAAGACCAGCUACUUUAUAGAAUGUCCAUCCGUCCUUCUGUCAGCAAUACCGAAGCUAGUGAGCAUGAUUUUAUAAACGGAAGCAUAACCAGAGAUGGGUUUCAAUUGACUUGUGCCAUCCAGAGAAGAAGGUCCACUCACAGAGUGGCUCCCUGCGGGGUCAGUUACAUGUAAGUAAGAGAGGUAAAUGCAGGAAGUCCCAGGUAAUCCUGAGAGAUUCUCUGGAAGGACACAGGAUGAUUAUAGGGGCUUCUUAUGAAGAAGUUUAAGAAAACUGAAAACUGUGUUGGUGAGAAAAGGGCCAAGAAAGUUGUGCCAAUGAGGGCUCUUGGUUCAUCACAAUGCGCUUUGAGGGAUGCAGUUUGGGUCCCUGAAAAAUGCUCCAACUGUCCUUUUGAAGUGUGAAUCAAAGUGUGUACAAUCCUUUGGAGAAGGAAGGGUCAGAGAGACGAAAAGACGCCUCAGAAAAGAAUAGGCCUAGAUGGAGGCUGUAUUGUGAAACAAACUGCUUCACAUGUUGAUACUUUUGCUUAAUAAACAUUACUAGAAUUUUGUAGCAAUACUUUCUGACUCACUUGUAGAAUAUGCUUUUGGGCAGGGCAUUUGUUGCCAGAUUUCAAGUAGGGAGUUAAGUGGUGCUUUCACGAGCGAGAGACUUUUAGUUAAAAAUCACUUUGUUUAAUAUGCUGCACUUAUUUUUUUAUGUUUUACAAUGGAUUGAAUUAUCUUUUUUAUAAAUCUUUGUACUAACUUAGCAUGUAACAACCAAUUUACAUGGGAAUAAAUUGAACUAUGUUAACUAUUAUAUUUCAA